Messenger RNA from Helianthus annuus (common sunflower), 2232 nucleotides. RefSeq names its product protein FAR1-RELATED SEQUENCE 5-like. The transcript has 7 exons. The coding region runs from base 1 to 2232 and encodes 743 amino acids. Gene Ontology annotation, biological process: regulation of DNA-templated transcription. Lineage: Eukaryota; Viridiplantae; Streptophyta; Magnoliopsida; Asterales; Asteraceae. The record is from RefSeq and is a predicted model, not a curated record. Gene Ontology annotation, molecular function: zinc ion binding.
AUGAACAGCGCUUUUAAUGAUGACCAGGUUAUGGAUAAUCAAGAAGCAUCCCAAGAUUCCCAUAUGCAGCUCAUGCCUGGUGCUGUUUCUGGAUCAUCUAAUGGUCCUUCUCUGUUUGCUGAAUCAUCACGCGGCCAGUUAGACGGUUGGCCAUCGAACCCAUACUUCGUUUUUGAUACCCCUCAGGGAACGCGUUACUGGAUUCCUAACGUCGCUGAUAAGUUCAUACCAGUGUGUGGGAAAUCUUAUCCAACUUUUGCGGAUGUUCUUUCCAUGUAUGAACUUUAUGCGUUUGAAGCAGUUCUGAGUUUCAAUGAUAUUCAUAAUCAUGAACUUGUUGAGAGUUACAACCGUGAUCUUAGCAAGAUAUCACGGAAGCUGUCAUUCUCCACCAAACAAUUCAUUAACAAUAUGAGUCUAAACCGUAUCGGACCCAUGAGAGCUUAUAGAUGUCUUGUAGCUUUAAAAGGAGGGCAUCACAAUGUCAAUGGGACUCCGGUGGAUUUUAAAAACUUUAGCCACCAGUUGCGAAUUUUUAUUGGUGAACGCGACGCACAAGUUUUCCUUGAACGCCUGCGUGAGCGCUUUGACAACCUACCCAACUUCUGUUUUGAUUACACUGUAUCAAAUGGAAAGUUGUCUUCUGUAUUCCGGGCUGAUGAGAUUUCAAAGCUAAACUACAAAGCUUUUGGCGAUGUCCUCGCUUUUGACGCAACUUACAGCACUAACAGGUACAAGAUGGUUUUUGUGCCAUUCACGGGUGUGGAUCAUCAUUUCCAAUGUGUUACAUUUGGGGCGGGUUUGAUAUCAACCGAGUCCAUUGAAUCCUAUGUGUGGUUGCUUAAGGCUUUUUUGAAGGCACACGGUACUCAACCAACUCUCGUGCUGAGUGAUCAAAACCCAUCCAUGCUACAAGCUGUUCCUAUGGUCUUUACGGAAUCACGACACCGUCUAUGCAUGUGGCAUAUAAUGAAAAAACUACCCUCCAAGAUCUCUGCGGAUGUUCUCGAUAACACUGAUCUUCGGUCCUGCAUUCACCGGUUGGUUUGGAAUGUUUAUAUCAAACCUGAAACGUUUGAGUCCCGCUGGAAUGACCUCCUACAAACAUUUGGACUUCAAGACCACAGCUGGUUGAACGACAUGUACAACAUCAAACAUCUUUGGGUACCAGCGUACUUCAGGGAACUGCCCAUGUGUUGCUUAAUGAAGACCACUUCACGUUGCGAAAGCUCUAACGCUGCCUUCAAGGUCAACUCAACAAGCGCAAACACCCUUGUACAAUUUAUGAUGUGCUUUGAAAAUAGGGUAGACAGCCAACGAUAUCGGCAACGUGUAUCGGAGUACAAAACCUCAUCCACGAUGUUCACUGGCAAUACUGAUUUAGCGAUAGAACAGCACGCGUUUGCCAUUUACACAAACGCUGUUUUCGCGCAAGUUCAAAAAGAGAUAAUUAAAUGGAAGUUUUUAUGCUACAUCACAAACCAAACCGAGUCCAGCGAUUCCAGUCUUUUGAUAGACGUCACUCAUUUGGAUAAAAGGAACAACAUCACAAAUGUCUAUCAGGUUACGUAUAACACUGUAGACCAAUCCGCCAGUUGCUCAUGCAGGAAUUUCACACGUAUCGGAUAUCUGUGUCGCCAUGUCUUUUGCGUCUAUCGAUUGAAAAAUGUUGAACGGAUUCCACCCCAAUACAUAAACGAUAGGUGGCGUCGAGAUGCCCUCCCCAAACAGGUUUUUUCAAUUUCCAGCCGAUACGGAGUCAACCCACACGCACCGUCCGUUAUGCAGAAUGAAAUCCUCGACCUCGUUACUGAAUGCAUUGAUGUGGCCAGAACCGAUGAGGAUUCGUUGGCAAAAUUGGUUGACCAACUCAGGGAUUUCAAGAUCAAUGUGCUUUCCAAGCAACCAUUGUCUACAAUUCAAAAUGAAUCAAACGAGUGUGAAAUGGAAGAAAUAGUUGGGCAGCCAAUCAACAUUCCAGUCGAAGUUGCUAAUCCAGAAGUUGCACGCAAUAAAGGAUGUGGUACUCAUACUCGCAUUUCUGGGCCCGGUGAGAAGGCAAAGGCAAAACCACCCAAACGUCCAAAGCAGCUUCGUUUAUGCAAGCGUUGUGGUCUGUACGUCGACGACCACGACUCACGCAACUGCGUUAAGGUGGCUGCAAUGAAAGCAGCAAAGGCAGCUGCUGAACAACAAAGGCAGACCGCCACUGGUGCCUCACCCUCUGAUUAA